Molecule: messenger RNA, 1161 nt
Organism: Metarhizium brunneum ARSEF 3297
Lineage: Eukaryota; Fungi; Ascomycota; Sordariomycetes; Hypocreales; Clavicipitaceae
Gene: BOA17
Product: Oxidoreductase
Source: RefSeq, a predicted model, not a curated record
AUGGCUGACGAGGAGAAUCGACCUGCAGCUACGCACAACUCACCGCGCACAUGGCUACUGACUGCGGCGUUGUCGCCAUUGGCCGUUCGCCUCAUCCGCCAAUUGCUAUCCCAUGGCGACUAUGUCGUCGCGUGUCUACCGCCACAAGAAAUCGACCAUGAGCAACGCAGUGCCGAGUUUCGGGAGCUCAUAGCUGAAUGCAAGAGCAGUCGCAAAGACCGCGAAGGGUGGAAGGACCGCAUCCGAGGUAUCCGCUGUGAUGGGAAUAUGAGCUCGUGUAUUUCGGCCGUCACCGACGCUGUCGCAGUGUUUGGACGAAUAGACAUUUUGCUUUGUUGCAGAUCUGAAGCUGUCGUGGCCACGGUCGAGGAGCUUUCCACCAAUCCACACACGCAAAGCCUGGCCAGACAACAGUUCGAAAGCAACUUUUUCUCGCAGGUGAACUUCAUCAAGGCCACGCUGCCACAGCUGAGGAAACAACAUACAGGCCACAUUAUUGCACUCACAAGCACCUGCGGCCACCUCGGGACGCCCGGCUUGUCCAUGUUUUCAGCUGCAACAUGGGGCUUCGAGGGAUAUUGUGACUCUCUAGCCUACGAGGUGGCACCAUUCAACAUCAAGGUGACAGUUGUGCAACCAAAUAUGGAGAUUCAAUCCCUUACUGGCCGCCUCACAUUUGCGCCGCAGAUUCCGGCCUAUGUUGAUGCGUACCCCGCGGCGCCAAACGUGCGAGAUAUGCUCAGUAAUGUUCUGAAUUCAGAUCCCGACACCGCCGUGCCAGAGCCCCUGGAGGAGUCUGGGGCUACGCCAUCCACGCCGGGUAGCACGUCGUUGGAACCAGAACCGGGUCGCGGCGGAAUUUUUGACCGCUAUCCAAGGCUUACACCUCAGGCGGCGGACGCGCUCGUCAACGAAACUGUUCAUGCGCUCACAGCUAUCGGUGGCCACGAAAACCCCCCCUCGAGACACAUUGUUGGCUCAGAAGCCGCACUAGCUGUCAAGGAGAAACUCAAGACUGUCACGGAGGAAAUGGAGGACUUUGUGGACUCCAGUUUGGCUGUUGAUAUUUUCGAAAGUGAACUUACAGAAGAAGCGAAGAAAGGCAAAAGGCCCAGGGACAAGAGCCCAGAAGCGGGAGGGUCCAACCAACCGAGUCAAUGA